Syngnathoides biaculeatus (alligator pipefish) is the source of this 402-nucleotide messenger RNA. It is a transcript of the gene hcrt, whose product is annotated as hypocretin (orexin) neuropeptide precursor. Gene Ontology annotation, biological process: neuropeptide signaling pathway; feeding behavior. The transcript has 2 exons. The coding region runs from base 1 to 402 and encodes 133 amino acids. Lineage: Eukaryota; Metazoa; Chordata; Actinopteri; Syngnathiformes; Syngnathidae. The record is from RefSeq and is a predicted model, not a curated record.
AUGAGGUGGUUCACCCCCGAACUGAAGAUGCUGCCCGGGUCAAACGCAUCCAACAAGCAGAAGGUGUUGGUUGUGGCGCUGGUGCUGCUGCCGGUUCUGCUGCCCCACGAGGUCCGCUGCGACCCUCCCAGCGUGCCCAGCGAGUGCUGCAUCCAACCGACGCGGGCCUGUCGCCUGCACCUGCUGCUGUGUCGCCCCAGCUCGGUCAGCGCCGGUCCGGCCGACGCCGCCGCCGGCAUCCUGACCUUGGGCAAACGGACGGAAGACGACCGCGUCUUCAACAGCCGCCUGCAGCAGCUCCUGCACGAGUCCCGGAACCGCGCGGCCGGCAUCCUCACCGUGGGCAGGAGGACCCAGAGCCUGUGGGGGUCUCCAUCCGACGCCACGCCCUCACCUGUUUGA